AGAACCAACGACGUCACGCGUCCCGUCCUCAGGACAGGUCGCGCGUCACCUUGACAAGGGUUGUAUCGUGGAAUGAGGAAAAGAAGAUCACACCAUAUGGACAGAAUACUUUAAGAUAUUAACUCUCAUCGAUAACAACUAUCAGUAAUGUGAAAAUUAGACAUCAUAAAUUGACCGCAUCACAGAAUUUGAAAGAAACAGUUGUAGGUCAGGUCCAGUUUCAGAAUGUACCGCCAGUGCGCGAGUCUGGUGGAACGACACCGGUCAGAGCUGAGUUUCGCAUUGCUGUUGUCAGGCUAUGCGCUCUACCUGAUUCUUGGCGCAUGGGUCUUCUCCGCCGUUGAGCUUCCAUAUGAGCAACGGCUGCGCGAACAGCUGGAGACCGCCCGGCAAAAGUUUCUCUGGGACAACGCGUGCGUGUCUGACGAAAGGCUCGAGGAGCUUCUGACCCGCGCGCUGCAUGCCAAUAACUACGGCGUGUCGGUGCUCGGUAACGCUAGUGAAAACAACUGGGACUUCAUCUCCUCUCUGUUCUUUACCAGCACAGUUCUAACCACCACGGGCUAUGGUCAUACUGUACCACUGUCAGAUGGAGGAAAGGCAUUCUGUGUGUUCUACUCUCUCCUCGGAAUCCCCGUCACUCUCCUCUUCCUCUCCGCCCUGGUACAAAGAAUUAUGGUCCUGGUGACGCGCCGACCUGUGGCGUACCUUCACCUGCGAUGGGGAGUGUCCAAACCAAAGUUUGCCGCUGUCCAUGCGGCAUGUCUAUUCGUUGUUGCAGCACUGCUCCUCUUCCUCCUACCAGCGGUAGUGUUCUGCAGGCUGGAGCCUCUAUGGAGCUACCUGGAGUCCCUCUACUUCUGCUUUAUCUCACUUACUACAAUUGGCCUAGGAGACUAUGUACCUGGAGAGACUCACAAUACCGUUCCCAACUCUCACCGCACGCUAUAUAAGCUGGCUAUUACACUGUACCUGUUGCUUGGCUUGGUCUGUCUGUUGGUGGUGGUGGAGACGUGUUGUGAGCUGCCACAGCUGAAGAGCUUCAGGAGGAGAUUCUACAGAGAAAAUAAUGCUCCAGAGUCAGAGACCAGAGACCAGGAGGAGUUUAGCAGCACAGAACAUGAUCAAAUGACUGACCACCUAACUGAUCAGCUGACCUUCUCCUCAGUGUCCGCCCAGGCUGCCUCCCUCCGCCAGGACAACACAACCUGGCAAUAGCAUAAAAUAGAUACUUCACUGUGUAUUGAUGAGAAUGGAAAUGUGUCUUCUGCCUUAUGCCCUCCUCCACACACACACACACACACACACACACACACACACACACACACACACACACACACACACACACACACACACACACACACACACACACACACACACACACACACACACACACACACACACACACACACACACACACACAGUUGAGAUGCAGCCACAGUGCAGCGGGAGCCAUUGUGGGGGGUUAAAAUGUCUUGCUCAAGGGAUUGUAUAUAGGAUCAGAAACCAGCAGCCUUCCAUCUGCCAGUUCAGUUCCAUUCCCAUUUUUGUGUCGCCUGGUCCGGGGUUUGGACCAGCAUCCUCCCAGCUGUUGGGCACAUUCUUUUUUGCAUCACCUAGUGCUUGGGUUGGCGGAGAUUGUACAUUUUAAAGUAGACUAUUCCAUUGGUUCUAAAGUGAAUUCUCCACUAACUGGACAAUGCAAAACAAGCGCACCCAUAAAGUGUGUGUAU
Molecule: messenger RNA, 1733 nt
Organism: Oncorhynchus gorbuscha (pink salmon)
Lineage: Eukaryota; Metazoa; Chordata; Actinopteri; Salmoniformes; Salmonidae
Product: potassium channel subfamily K member 1-like
Exons: 3
Coding region: 226-1218 (330 amino acids)
Biological process (GO): potassium ion transmembrane transport; stabilization of membrane potential
Cellular component (GO): membrane
Molecular function (GO): potassium ion leak channel activity
Source: RefSeq, a predicted model, not a curated record